AUGUCUAAGCGGCUAGCAUCAGAAGCUCUAGAAGAGGAGCCGCUUGGCAGCAUUGGAUCGCCCGCAUCCAAGAAAUCGAGGUUCGAUGACGGACCCGCAGAACUGCUGAAUGGCGGGCUGAACGGCAACGGUGCAACACCAACACAACGCGACGGGCAAGGUGAAGACGAGGACGAUUUCGAGGAUGAGGUGCAAGAAAAGGCUCCGAUACGGCAAGCGGCCCCCACUGCCGGCUACGACGAUCUCUACCUCGACACCAUAGACCGCAACGUGCUCGACUUUGACUUUGAGAAGCUCUGCUCCAUCAGUCUGUCCAACAUCAACGUCUACGCCUGCCUAGUGUGCGGCAAGUACUUCCAGGGCCGCGGUCCCAAAUCGCACGCCUACUUCCACGCGCUGGACGAGGGCCACCAUGUCUUUAUCAAUAUGCAAACGCAGAGCGUCUACGUGCUGCCCGAGGGAUACGAGGUCAAGAGCAAGUCGCUGGACGACAUCAAGUACGUGUCGGACCCACGCUACACGAAACAAGAAGUCAUGGAUUUAGAUCGCAAGCCCAGACGCGCGUGGACACUUGGUGGGAAGGAGUACACGCCGGGCUUUGUGGGCAUGAACAAUAUCAAGGAGAACGACUACCUCAACGUGGUGGUACAGGCGCUGUCGCACGUCGCUCCCCUGAGGAAUUUCUUCCUGCUCGAAGACAUGUCGUCCAAGUCGGAGCUGGCAAAGCGAUGCAGUAUCUUGUUUAGGAAAAUAUGGAAUCCUCGGGCAUUCAAGAAUCACGUCUCGCCGCACGAGCUUCUGCAGGAAAUCUCGCUGCGGUCAAACAAACGCUUCACCCUGACGACACAGUCUGAUCCCGUCGAGUUUCUAUCGUGGUUCUUGAAUAACCUGCACUUGGGAUUGGGAGGAAGCAAGACGAAACCUGGAAGCAGUAUCGUACAACGCAUUUUUCAGGGAAAGCUCAAGGUCGAGUCACAAGAUAUUACAGCCAGGGCAGAUGUUGGAGAUCGUUUGCGGUUUGAGGAGGCAGCGGAAGUGAAGGCAGACAUCAACCGCUUCCUCCUUCUGACCUUGGAUCUUCCCGCUGCGCCCCUCUUCCAAGACGAGCUGGAACGCAACAUCAUCCCCCAAGUACCGCUGACCACGAUUCUAUCAAAAUACGAUGGCAUGAAGGGACAGGAGCAUCUCUCACAGCGGAAACGCUACAGACUGAUGCACCCUUUACCACCAUACUUGAUUUUCCAUAUUAAGCGUUUCUCCACCAACAAAUUUGUGUCGGAGCGCAACCCAACCAUUGUUACAUUCGACGCACGGAAUCUAGACGUAUCGCCGUACGUGGAACCAAACCCGGCCGAGCAUCCUCCUGGUGAGCCCAUCUGGUACGAUCUGGUGGCAAACGUGGUGCAUGAAGCAGUACGAGCCAAGGAAGACGUGGCAGAUACAGCGGAAGAGAAGAAGACAUGGAAGGUUCAACUUAGGGACAAGGGACGAGAUGAAUGGGUCACAUGUCAGGAUCUGUUUGUGGAAAAUACAGAAAAGGAGCUGCUCUACCUUGGAGAAUCGUAUCUCCAGAUCUGGGAGAGGCGGCGCGAACCAAAAGGCAAGGGCAAGGCAUGA
Messenger RNA from Pestalotiopsis fici W106-1, 1617 nucleotides. RefSeq lists its product as uncharacterized. The transcript has a single exon. Bases 1 to 1617 code for a protein of 538 amino acids. The record is from RefSeq and is a predicted model, not a curated record. Gene Ontology annotation, biological process: spliceosomal complex assembly; protein deubiquitination; mRNA processing. NCBI's taxonomy places the organism in Eukaryota, Fungi, Ascomycota, Sordariomycetes, Amphisphaeriales, Sporocadaceae. Gene Ontology annotation, molecular function: cysteine-type deubiquitinase activity; zinc ion binding.